AUGGGCCUCGCGCACACGCUCGAGCUGCUGCACGCGCUGCUGCAGCUGUACGCCACGCGCUUCCGCGGCGCGCCAUCGUGCGUCUCGUGCCCCGCUCUCCCCUACCCGCACCUGCAGCAGCGGUUGCAGCAGACGCUGCGGGCUGUCGCGCUCACGUCGUUCAGCGCUGUAUUUCUCCCUCUGCUGCUCCUGUGCCUCGCGCCAGUGCUCUCGCCGCUGGACUGUCUGUCGUUUCUUGCGUUUCUGCUGGUCGUAGCACUGCUCUGGACACUGAACGUCGCGCAGCUCACGCUCCGGUACGCGCUCGUGCCCCAUCCGCGUCGCGCAGAAGCGACCGGACCCGAGCGACGUGCGCGCAGAGGGCUCCAAGCAGCUGUACGUGCGCUCGUGGACGUCGUCACGCGCGUGCAGACGCAGCCGCAGCUGUCGCUGCUAUUUGUGCUGUGUGUCGGCCACUCGUACCUCUGGCAGCUGGUGCUGUACUACGGUAUGGCCUCCAGUGCGCUGAGUGACGCGGCGGUUGGCCCGUUUGCUGUCGCGGGCGGUCUCGUGUCGUUUGUGGCGUACGUCGUAAUGGACGAGCGACUGAGCGACGAUCCGUUCGUGUUGGAUCCACGAGCUGCUUUUGGAAAGAUGUUGCAGCGAGACGUCGUGCGGGCGGCACGUCGCGGAGUGGUCACGUACGUUGUGGGACGCGUGUUGAGCUGGCUCUGGUGUUGCAGCACGGACGUGGCUGUCGAGACGGUGGAAGGUGGGUUUCUGUCCCUCGGUGCGUCCAGAGUGGCGUUUCAGAUCACGAGCAGUGUGCUGGAAAAUGGUGCGAUCUUGAGUGCGGCUUCCGUGUCCCGUAUACUGCUCUUCCGCGCGAGCUAUCAGGUUCUUGGCAGUGCGUUUGACGGCGCGAACAACUUGUGGGAGUCACUUGUCGAUGCAAAGCCGAACGAAGGGGAUGUGGCAGGUGCUCUUUUCGCCACUGAGGUUGCUGUAGUGCCGCAGACAAGUGUUCCGCUGAAUGAACAGUAUUUGCGAGGGUUACAGAAACGCAAGGAUGCAGCUUUGCAGCGCAUCUUGGACAAGAAGGCACCUGUUGCCCCUGCGGAUGCGGAAGACGUGAAUACUCUGGACAGUCUGUUCAAGUUUGAGAACUUGCUUACCGGAUGCAAGUUUGCUACGGCCGCGCGAGCGUCGUUGUUUGCCUCUCGAGAGCGAUGGAAUGCAUUGUUCAGCUCGACCACUGCGGCCGUCGAUGGGUUCACGCUGAUGUUGCACCUGCUGAAUUCGCUGCAGGAUAGGAAAAGCUCUGCAGACGAUACCAGCGCGUUGGCUCUUGAGCGGUCGUUUGCUUCCCUCCUGCGUUUCUUGAGCUCGCAGCAGAACGCGCAUCCGUUGAUUCUUCUGCACCAGUACCCGCACCUCGCAAACCUUCGCAUCUCGUCUGCUAGUGUAAAUUCGCCAGUCCGGUUUUUCGUCGAGUCCAAACUGCAGUUUGCGGUCCGUCGUUUCCUCAUUGAAGAAGCUCGUCGGCGCGUGUUCCAGCGUGUCAAAGUUGUACGUGUAGCGGAAUGUCUUCUGUGUCAUCUUGUCAGCGUGUCGCGUGCAGAAGACAAGCAGGGAUAUGUGCAGCAUACCAUACCGGCCGUCGUUUCGUCGCUUCUCGAGUGCCGCAAAGCGUUAGAUGCUUACAUGGAGACGUGUUUGAAAGAGAGCAGUACGAACGAUAGAUACGUACAAGAAACCACGGCCCUAGCCAAAGGUAUCGACAGUGGCCUUUAUCGCAUCACGGAGGUGUUCCAGAGCGAGCUGUCCAUGUUUGCGUUUCCUCCAGAUGUCAAAACAGCGCUGCUUGCGUACGCGAGCUUCGACGUUUAG
Molecule: messenger RNA, 1869 nt
Organism: Hyaloperonospora brassicae
Lineage: Eukaryota; Oomycota; Peronosporomycetes; Peronosporales; Peronosporaceae
Source: the annotation of a GenBank genome assembly